CUGCAAUAGGCCUCUGACUGCGGCACGCGCCCUCAAUGUGCCCACUGCCCGGCGUUCCGCGCCCAAAAUUGCCUUGAACACACAUCCAUCAUGUCACGGCCCCAAAAGGCAUCGAAAGCCUCCGCAUGGCACGCGCUCAACGUCGAGUCCGAUCACGAGGACGAGGACGAGGUCGACGACACCCAAGAAAUCCAAAUCGAGGAGGCCCUCAAGCUUUACCAGACAGCUCUCAAGUACCACUCUGAGGGCCCACAGUCGUUCCUGAAGACCGCCGCAGCCUAUAAAGAGCUAUUUGAUUCCGAAAUCUUCAAGUACAAUGAAUCGCUUUCAGAGUACAAGCGACAUGAGGUCUUCGGCGAGAGCUUGGUGUUCGAUUCCAUCUUAGAGGACGACUUCGAAGCAGGACCCACCCAAACGACAGGCGCUGCCGACAGCGCACCGAACACGCUCCCCCAGAUACUACAUCUAUCAUACAAGAACCAUGGCCAGUUCUUGCUGGAGUCGAUGCAGCACUGGGUCACCCAGCAUGGCGCCAUACCGCAGGCCGAUGGGUGGAACAACAUCAGGGGCGCACUCAACUACUUCGCUGAAGCGCUGGACAAAGAGGACACCGAUCUUGACUUGUGGCUACGCGCAGCCUCCGUCGCAGCUAUGCUCGGCAGCAGCCGCCUUGCCCGCUACUGCCUGGAGGCGGUAAUGGAUGGCAACGACGAGUUGUGGGAGAGCUCGUUGCGUCUUCCGGGCCUUGAAGAGGGUCUGGCUGGCCAACAGUUGCGCGAGCUGGUUGGCAGGCUGGAGGACAACGUCUCCAUGAUGCAGCCACCUUUGUCCACAAUGAAGCGGAAGAAGCUCUCCGAGAGCCUCAAGAAGCGCUUGAAUCCUUGUCCAUUCGCACCACUGCCUGCCGAUGUUGCCGAGAUCAACAGUGGGCGGGCGAUUGAACAAGCGCCUAACCACAUCGCACUUGCGCCAGCAAAAUGGGACUGGUCGAGUGUUGGAGAAGCUAUACUUCAGCACUUUAUAGCCGAGCAGCGAGGGAUCACAGGCAUCACCACCCCAGGCUCCAACGUACAACUAGUCAUACCGGCUGAAUGCAAGACACCAGAACACAUCGACCCAGAACCUGCACCAGAACCUGCACCAGCACCUGCUUUAGAAGAACCCAUGAAUGACCAGCCAUCACCGCCUCAAGUCGUGGAACCGCCCUCGCCCGCCGCUGAAGUUAAGUCGACCACAAAGGAAGAGGACAACGUUGAACCCGCUCAAGAGGAUAAUGAUCAGGGGGCAGAGGCCUCUACAAUCACAGAAGUGGCGCCGGCUCCUUCGCGCAAACGUUCAACGGAUUCUGCAGGCCUUCCAGAGACAACAGAAGGCGGUCGUGCGAAACGUAUCCGUACUCGCAACACAGCAACCGGUCAAGUCGGUGAGACAGUCGUACAGGACGCCAGUAGCGUGCUCGAGGGUCAGUUGGAACAUUACGCUCAUGCAGAUCAAUGCUUGUUUGAGAUUGUCAACGACAUCUAUAAUCGAUUGGGUGUCGAGGGCUUGGGACAGCCCAAUGAGCUACGAUCGCUCUUGCUUGCCCUUCCUGAGUCGACGGCGACUGAGAUUGACGAUAAAGCGGCGUGCGAUAUGUAUUUGGCUCUUCAAAAUGGGAACAGCAAAGCUGCGCAAGUUCUACUAAGCAGCGAGUCAUUCGACCUGGUGGGAGUUACGCGGGAAGCUGGCCUCAAUGCGUUUCUCGGCUACGCAAAGUCAGGUGCCGGUCAGUCUUCUCCCAAACCUGUCCUGCAAGAUCAAGGGUUAAGAGCAUUCGCGCGAAGCAUCAACGAGAGCUGGCUUUCCAUAAAGGAGGUUGCAUUCGCCUGGGUGGAAGCCUUGCUGUCACAAUGGUCUUUCGCAGGCCAAGAAUCAUCACACGAUGGCUCUCCUAGUUACUUGGGCUUCAAAUGGGCCGAAGAUCUCAAGCGAAACAUCGUGCAAAUCAUUGUCAACGUUGAUGAAUACAUCUUCGAAUGUAUGCAAGAGCGCAUAAGCCACUUGGACGAACGAAUACUCAAAACCCAACUUCAGUCACAAAGCUACACUUUGUCUGACUUCGAUGCAUCUCAGAUCGAGAUAGUCCAGACUUUGUUCGAGCUCCAUCUUGACAUCUACUCCUUGAUCAAACAUCCCCACAGCCAAGUAGAUGCAGCAACAAAGACUUUGCAGAGCGACCGACUCGAACGAUGGUCUACCCUCGCUCGGGAAGCCAUACAACUUCGAUCCAACUGCGACCAAGACAUUGUCAUGGACGAUCUUUCUCUCCGCCAUAUAUGGGCUUCAGUGUUUCAAAUGAGUGUCAAAGACGACAUCUCGCCGGAACAUGUGCUAUCCGCGAUUGCUGAACUGAAGGCCAUAUUCGUCGCGCUUGACGAUCGCACCAUUCAGGUACAAAACAACGCUGUCAUGCCCGAGCUGUCCGUGGCCGCUCUUGAUCGCGAGUUAGCGCGGAUCAGCAUGAAGGAUUUCUUCUUGAAGGUAUUCGAUCACGAUGAAAAGGAUCCUGUCACGGUCAUCGAAAGUCUAGAACCAAUCCUGGAGCACUACGACGCCGAACAACCGGCAACGGAACUUUCAGCAGAUGAAGAAGCAACGCUGGAGCGGGCAACCACACUAGCGGACUCAAAUCAGGUGGACACUCCAGGCUCACAAUUAGAGGUUGGGCCAGAUCGGCCAUCACCCGUAGUCGAGAUGCGCAAAUUCCUCGACUCGGCCAAUGUCAAUGUGCGCUUAUCACUUUGGCAGAGGCUUCGCGAAGCAUAUGACGCGAUUGAUUACCCUCCAAAAGUGCUCUCAUGUUAUUUGUGGAGUAUUAAGGCAUUCGUUGAUGACUUCGAAACAACCAGUUUCCAAGAGCUGUCACUGGUCGAGCGUCAGAUCAAGCUCUUGACCCGUUUCCGAGUCAUUGACGAGAUGGUGGUCAAGAUCGUGCAGAUCAUGCGUGGUGAAACAACAGCCUUUGACUGCUUGUCCUACGAGCAUGUCCAGUCAUCCAUGGCAGCGAUCGCAAAAUUGCUGCACAUCCUGUCCGCCGCCAACAUGUUCCGAGACUUGAUCCGCAUUGGAAAGAUACCGAUACCCAGAAUCGAAGGCUUGCCUGCUCAAGCGUUCAUCAACAUGUCGACCAGACUUGACGAUAUUCAAAUGCGACUUUGGACGUUACAGUACUACCUGCUCAGAGAAGGACUGUCACAGAACCCUGAAGGCUUUCCCACACCAUCUGAAGAUCUGUUCGAGUUCCUACGACACGUUCACCACGCCACCGGAAUCCGUGGUUUCUGUCACCUGUCUGGACGUCAAUUCCUGAGGUUGGCCAAAGAUGAGAUCCUGCGCUUGGACGACGUUAUCGACGCUAACAGUCGCGAUACUGAACUCUGUCAAGUGCUUCAUGAUCUUUACGGACUCAAGCUGUUCAUUGAGCCUCUUGAGUGCCAGGAUUUCUCUUCGACCCCAGACGUCCUUGACAAGAAGGCUGCGUUUAACCUCCUUCCCUUUGUCAUGUCUCAAGCUGCCAAGGUAGACCUGAAGGACCUACCCAAGACCAAACAAGAGCUUAGAGCUACCAUUGAGAAGGUCCACGCAGCUUUGGGACGGCCUAAGCAGCAUGAUGAUGUCACGUUCAAUCGCAAGGCCAUCACGACCUACUUCAAGUCGCCAAUACAUCCCACAACACUCUUCAACUGCCUCAAGGGCGUCGGUUCGCUCGUCACACGAGCGAUUCCUGAUGAGGAAGCUGUCGCUGCUUCGAAGAGCUGGUUCUUCUUGAUGGGCAACAUUGCACUAAGCAAAUUUCGAUCUCAGAAGCGCAUGACCCAAGGGCCCACUGAAGAUCUGAAUUAUGCGCAGGCUUUCUUCCUACAGGACCUCGAGUACUCCACUGAACGAUGGGAAACAUGGUAUCGCCUUGCACAAGCGUACGAUACACAGCUUGAAGAAGCUGUCUCCUGGAAUGCAGACAAGAUAAACAGUAGCACAAUCGAGCUUGCUAACCUCCAGCGCGGCGCGAUCAAUUGCUAUGCUAUGGGAAUAGCCUGUGCGACUCGCGAAGCAAGUGCUUCGUCUAGAGACCAAGCUCAGAUUGCACAGAUGUACACAGAGUUUGGCGACCGCAUUUAUGCGUCAUCGCGUGAGCCUUUCAACAUGGAGGCAUUCCAUACUCGAGACGGCGAACGACGAUUCGUUAAUGUGCCUGGCCUGUCAGGUGCGCAGCGUGACAUACCUUUUGUCGCUCUGCAGCCCUACACGGCAUGGAAGCUUGCGAGCACUUUGUACAAGCGCGCCAUCAAGAACAACUCGGACAAGUGGUGGAACCACUACAUGCUUGCCAAGAGUCUCUGGAAGAUGUGGACUGCGAACCACAACGCCAUGGUGGCAGCUGCAUCCUCCGGUACGGUCCCACCAGAUUACACUGGGCCGAGCUGGGAAGAGGUCAUCAAGCCCGUCGUAGGUGCUAUUGAGAGGCUGCCCGGCAAGAAAGGCAAGAGCGGUGAGCCGAUACUUGAGCCACACUACAAGCUGAUCUCGAUCGUUCAUAAGCUUGUCCAGCGGCGUGCUAUUGACCACCAAAAAGGCGCGGAGGUACUUUCCAAUACUUACUACUCGAAGAAUAUCGGCCCACCCGAAAAUCCAGAUGAAUGGGAACGCUACAUCCUCACUGUCAUCAAGGCUUUGCGCACAGCAGACAAGUCGAGUUGGCAUCACCGUAUCAUAGCACGAUCGGCUCACAUCCUCUACGAUGACGGGAAAGACCUGGUUCAGGCUCAUGCAGCUAAGCACGAGCUCACGCAGACAAUUUUCACCAAAACCAUGGCCGUUCAGGUAUGGAAACCGGAGUAUGAGCGGCCUGGCCGCCAUUUCGUGUACACAUUACGAUACACAAAGUUCUUCAUCGACUUGCUCGAUAAGACCGGAGACAAGGCCAACCUCGAGGCGCUGGCUAGGCGUGUGCGGCGAAAGCAAACCGAUUUCUUCCAGCACACUGAGCUUUGGAAGGACUUAUGCACCCGCUAUCUCAGGUCUCUGAGACAUCAGGGGAACGUCAAAGAAGGCCAGGAAGACUCUGCUUUCAAGUCGGUCAACCAGGAGGACUUCAACGCCCUUGCUGCACGACUGGAGGCAUGGUGUCAGAGCCCAUCCACACAGCACCCUGUUCUAGACGUGCUCCGCGAUGCUAUCGAGCUAAAGCGUCUCAACAACGGGCUCAUGAAGACAACAACGAUCGAUGACCUUAUUGGGGACAGUUACGCCAUGUUGUACACCACGAUUGGACCCACAUUGCCGCCCUUGCCAUCUGAACAGCAACAACAGCAGCCUCCGCAGCUAGGACAGUCAGGCACUGUAACGCCACAGCCACCCACGAACCCUCUGUCUGUUGCAUCGCUGAUCCAAGUCCAAGUCGAUGGCACGACUGAAGGCCACAAUACGCCGUUUGCAAUAUACCACUCCAGCCAACUCCAUCCACAACACCCACCGCCACUACCUCAAGCGCCGUCACAGCCUGAGCAACCUGCCAAGCCCAGAGCCAAAGCCGUGGGCAAACGCGAGAUCCAGCGCCGAGCCGAAGCGUGCGUGCAGAAAUCGGCUGUUGCCAGUACGCCACAGCAGACUACCUCGAUGCCAAUCCGCUCUCCUCCCGUGUCCAAUGCUACAAUCCCCUCGCUUUUCCAACGUCAAUCGACCGACAAGCCAGAUCAGUCUGCUUCUCUCACACCUGGCGCUGGUCUGGGUGCUUCGCUCCUCGCAACGUCCGCAUCCUUCGACAGCGCACCCGGCACAGCCACCGCAAGCGUCAAUAACGACCACUCCCACGACACCGAUCACGACAUGGACAACGAUCAAGACAACGACGAGAACGAGGGAGACGGCGAAGGCGACACCGAGCAUGCCGCACCACACGACAACGACGACGACGAUGCAGACGAUGAAAGCGAACUUAGCGAGCUAGACGAGAGCGAGGUGCAAGAGAUUGGCCAAGAGGUCCAGGAGCAUGAUCGCCGGAGCGCUAGUUUUGCGACGGUUAAGCCUAUGUUUCCGGGCUUGUUUGCUGGGAGGGCAAGUGCGGAGAGGGUAGAGAGUAGUGUGCCGUUUGGGAUGGCGCCUGCGGCCGGGCAGGCGGUGUUGGCGAGGGGUGAGGAGGUGGGCGAGGGGCCGGGGGAGAAGAUGGAUGUUGAUAGUAAGAAGAAGGGUAGGAAGCAGUGAGAUGGAGCGAGGCAUGGGAGGCCACAGAAGUCUUGAAGAUGAUGUUUGUAUCGCAAUUACGGCGCAAAGGUAUCCAUGUAUGGUCAGUACGGAAGCAGGCGCUGGAAUUUUUCAGAUACCCUUAAUCUCGGGUUUGCGUAAAUUUUUGGCAACAUGAUGUUGUUGCGAAUUACCAACAAUG
Macroventuria anomochaeta is the source of this 6421-nucleotide messenger RNA. Its product is annotated as transcriptional corepressor of histone-like protein genes. The record is from RefSeq and is a predicted model, not a curated record. Gene Ontology annotation, cellular component: nucleus; HIR complex. The transcript has 2 exons. Gene Ontology annotation, molecular function: nucleosome binding; protein binding. Lineage: Eukaryota; Fungi; Ascomycota; Dothideomycetes; Pleosporales; Didymellaceae. Bases 91 to 6240 code for a protein of 2049 amino acids. Gene Ontology annotation, biological process: chromatin organization.